AUGAAGCAAUUCCUCGCUCCAUCCACUCUUCUCCUUGUGGUUUUGCUCUUCCCAGAUACAGAACCAGGAUUCAAAGUUGUCAGGUGCAUAAAAGGCGAUGGCAAAUGUCAAAAAUUUUGUAAUUACAUGGAAUUCCAAUUAGGAUAUUGCUCUAAAAAAAAAGAUGCCUGCUGCUUACCUUUGAACUGA
This is a messenger RNA of Budorcas taxicolor (takin), 189 nucleotides long. Its product is annotated as sperm-associated antigen 11B-like. The transcript has 2 exons. The record is from RefSeq and is a predicted model, not a curated record. Gene Ontology annotation, cellular component: extracellular region. Lineage: Eukaryota; Metazoa; Chordata; Mammalia; Artiodactyla; Bovidae. Gene Ontology annotation, biological process: antimicrobial humoral immune response mediated by antimicrobial peptide. Bases 1 to 189 code for a protein of 62 amino acids.